AAUAUUUUGAUAGUUUGUUAUGGGUGUGUGAUGAAUAAUUAUUGCUUGAGUGAGUGUGGCUACACUGAUACAUCGCGAUGUGGAUAUAAUUGUAAUUUUUUUUUUUGUUGGUACUUCUACAAGAAUAGUCGAUCGUAUUUGUACUUACACCGUUACAUGGUAUUAUCCGAGAGUACCUAACAAUUUUUCAUUUUUCCAUUCGUUUGUUGUGGGGUAGCAUGAUUAGUCUCCAUACUUGACCUAACACAUGCUUGAGGGUAUGCAACCCGUGAUACUGAUUGCAAAAUUGAAGGGCUAAAAAGAUGACUAUUUUCAAAAGGGUGGAAUACCAAACACCUACAUUGCAGCCAAAUACAAAUCCCCUGGCACUCAAAAUUUGAACUUAGUCUUCUUCUUCUAACUGUCGUUUCCUACUAUUAUUUUAACUCACGAAUCUACCUCUUACUCUGUUCCUUUGCCUUUGGAUCGGCCCAAAUUUAGGCUUAAAUAAUUGUCCCAACGGUCCAAAAGUUUCACAUGCAGCCAUUUACACAUUUCGAAAGAAAGAAGAAAACCACAACUAAUGUGUCUGACUAAUGUGUCUGUUCUGACACAACCCCAUUGUCCGUCCACUGAUAUUUUGACAAAAGAUUCCUCAAAACCUUACAUAUGGCACUGAAAUUGUGGCCAAAGGUAGGAAAUUUUCACAAUGGGGAAUUGCUCUUCUCUCAAAGGAACCUCUGGGGAGUGUCCUAAAUCUAUCAGGGUUCUUACAGAUUCUGGGGUAGUCCUACAAUUCAAGGGCCCUAAACUAGCUUCUGAAAUCCUCACUGAUUUUCCAGGGCAUGGCAUUUUCCAACAGGGCAAGGCCUCAUUGCCAUUGCCUGAGCAGGAGCUUCUAGUGAGUGGCCAAUACUUCCUUCUUCCACUGAGGGAAGAAGAUCAGCUGGUUUGCGAGAAUGGGGUCAUUGAGAAACUGGAGGCGGCUGCUGCUGAAGCUGAGCCUGUGAAGAAGUCAUUUGGUGCAGGAUCAGAUUUUGUUGAGAAUUUGGCAAAUGGGUCAUCUGCUCUUGAAGUGCUGCCAUCUGGGGGAGAUGGGGUUUGGAGAGUGAAGCUGGUUAUUGACACUAAGCAAUUGGAGGAGAUUUUGUCUGAACAAGGCAUCACAGAGGCUCUGAUUGAGACAAUGAGGAUGGCUGCAACUGCAACUGCAGGCAUGCCAAGCACUCCAAGGCAGACAAAGAGAGGGGCUUGGACUUGGAAGCCUAUUUUCUCCAACUUGUUUAAGUUGCCCGCUGAUCAUGGGAUAUAAGCCUAUCUUGUCCAUCUUUGAAGGGUUUUUUUUUUUUGAACUUCUUUUUUUCCUAAAUUAAAAAAAAAAAGAAAAAAAGGGGUUACUAUUUACUAGGUGGUUUGUGGUGACAUGAAACAUCAUGUUUCUCUCUCUCUGUCCCAAUGUUUGAGGUUUUAGUUAGAUUAUGUAGUGAACUAUGUUUUAGUAUUUUGUACAUAUGAUGAAGGCAAGGGAUUUAUGAAAAAAUCAAUGAGUAUUUUGUGUU
Messenger RNA from Prunus persica (peach), 1538 nucleotides. RefSeq lists its product as uncharacterized. Bases 689 to 1291 code for a protein of 200 amino acids. The record is from RefSeq and is a predicted model, not a curated record. Lineage: Eukaryota; Viridiplantae; Streptophyta; Magnoliopsida; Rosales; Rosaceae. The transcript has a single exon.